Molecule: messenger RNA, 2229 nt
Organism: Arachis stenosperma
Lineage: Eukaryota; Viridiplantae; Streptophyta; Magnoliopsida; Fabales; Fabaceae
Product: disease resistance protein RPM1-like
Exons: 3
Coding region: 1-2229 (742 amino acids)
Biological process (GO): defense response to other organism
Molecular function (GO): ADP binding
Source: RefSeq, a predicted model, not a curated record
AUGAUCGGAAGAGUUUGGAUCUUGUGGUUCUUUCGAUCUUCCUCAACCAAAGCCUUCUGUAUUCCUAAGAGGCUGUACUGCAACUCUUUUGAUGGGGAAAGAGUAACAAAGGCGGCUUUGAUUGAACAUGCCAAGAAAGAGCUCAACAACUGGCUCUCAGAAGGCGCUGCUGCUCGCACAGUCAUCGCUGUGGUGGGCGAAGGCGGACUUGGUAAAACGACUCUAGUGAGAAAUGUAUACAAGCAAGAACAACGAAAGCACUCUUUUGAUUGUUAUGGGUGGGUGGAUGUAUCUCGCUCACUCAAAGGAGUGCAGUUGUUCAAGGCUUUGCUGCGGAGCUUUGAUGAUAUGAAAGAAAGCAAUGUGGACAAGAACCUUCAUGCUUUGAUUGAAGAUACAAAAGAAUAUUUGAAAGAAAAGAAGUACUUAAUAGUACUUGAUGAUGUUUGGAAAACAGAGCUUUGGGGAGCUGUGGAAAUGGCAUUGCCGAAAAAUAAUGGAAUGAUAAUGAUUACAACAAGAGACACGGGUGUUGCUGAUUCUUGCAAAGUUUUAGCAAAAGUUCAUACCUACCAACUGGAGCCUCUGGAACCCGAAAAUGCCUUGAGACUCUUCCAUUCGAAGGCAUUUCAAUCUGGUUCCAAGAAUCCCUCUGAAGAGUUGAUGAAACUAUCUGAAGAGUUCACAAAAAAGUGUGAUGGUGUGCCACUUGCAAUUGUGGCUAUAGCUUCUCUUCUGUCAACCAAGAAAGAAAGACUCAAAGAAUGGAAGGCGGUGUACAACAGCCUUCAAUCAAAGCUUGCAAGCGACUCUCAUCUUAAAGGUUACCAUCAGGCACUGUCAGAAAGUUAUCAGGAUCUUAAUUACCACCUCAAGCCAUGUCUCUUGUACUUUGGCCUUUUUCCUGAGCAAUACGCAAUCAGGAGGGCAAGGCUCAUCAAUUUGUGGAUAGCUGAAGGGUUUGUGGAGUGCAGAGAGCACCAAACUCAACAAGAAGUUGGAGAAGAGUACUUAGCUGAGCUCAUUGCUAGGAGCUUGGUUAAGGUAGCUGAUGUGAAGAGUUACAGCAGAGUUAGAAAUUGUAGAGUUCAUGAUUUGAUGCAUGACUUCAUUGUCAAGAAAUGCGAAGAGUUCAACUUCUGCCAAGUGAAGAAAGGUAACCCGUUUUGUUUUGAUAAAUGGAGUAGACGUUUAUCAAUUGGCACAAAUGUUGACUUUGCUGAUCUGAGAACAAGUGCUGAUAGAAACCAAUGUAGCUUGUUGCGUUCUUUCCUUCUUUAUGAUAUUACAUAUAAGGAGGAAAUGAUAAGCACUUUUGUGAACUCACUUUUCUCUAAUUUCAAGCUCUUGGUGACACUGAAUUUUGAAAACAUAAGACUUGGUCAUCUUCCAGAAACAAUUGGAAACUUUGUCCACUUGAAAUACCUAAAUUUAAGACGUACCACCAUUGAGAGCAUCCCCAAAUCCAUCGGAAAGCUCCGAAACCUGGAGACUCUUGACCUAAAAUGGACCUAUGUGAGUGAUCUUCCGGUGGAGAUUUACUCGCUUACAAAGCUGCGUUAUCUUAAUGUGCUUACGAUACCGUGGAAAGGUGUGAAAUUAAAGAGAGGGGUUGCAAAUUUAACGGCCCUACAAAAAUUAGCCUGGGUUGAUGCAAGUGAUGUUGUUGGGGAACUGAAGAAUUUGAAGCAAUUGAGGAGUUUGAAGAUCCAAAAUGUUGUUAGAAAGGAUGGAAUGUGGUUGUGCAAUGCUAUAGAGAGCAUGACCAAUCUAUGCUCAUUGUUGAUAAAAGCCAAAGACAAUGAAAUCCUUGAAUUGGAGUCACUAACUAGUCCUCCUCCACACCUUGAGCGUCUUUACUUAUUUGGAAGUCAUUCAGGAAAAAAGGUGCCAGAUUGGGUUUUUAGACUCGAAAAUCUUAUGGGGUUGGAGUUGAUAGGGCUUAAAUUCACACAAGACGAUUUGUGUUUUGUAGGGCGCCACCUGCCAGAAUUGAUGAUACUUUAUGUCAGCUCAUUCGAGGGUGAUGAAUUAAACAUUCAAAAAGGGUGGUUCGAGAAACUACAAUCACUGUACCUAAGGGCUCCAACAUUGAAAGCUAUAAGAAUAGAUGAAGGAUCACUGCCUUGCCUCCAAUGGUUCGUCCUCCCAGUUUCGGAUCUGAAUCUAGAAGCAGUACAAGUGCCAGAUCAUGUUCGGAAUGUUGGGUAUAUAAGUAUGAGAAGAUGA